This is a messenger RNA of Limulus polyphemus (Atlantic horseshoe crab), 5303 nucleotides long. Its product is annotated as toll-like receptor Tollo. The coding region runs from base 350 to 3907 and encodes 1185 amino acids. Gene Ontology annotation, cellular component: plasma membrane. The transcript has a single exon. Gene Ontology annotation, molecular function: protein binding. Gene Ontology annotation, biological process: signal transduction. The record is from RefSeq and is a predicted model, not a curated record. Lineage: Eukaryota; Metazoa; Arthropoda; Merostomata; Xiphosura; Limulidae.
AGAACGAUCACUGUACGUUGAAGCUGUGAUCGUUCCAGUUAGUAACUGUAAUUCUCUAGUUAACGUCAGGGUAGGCAGAACACAUUCCUUCAGACAACAAAGUCACAAAUAUCCUAGUUCGAAUUAGUGUUACUUUAACUGCAACGUGUCGCUAUGUUAUUAUGUAAAGUCAUAAGUUACUUAACCGAUUUUAUUGGCACUAUUUUUCUCGGAGGGCUCGUUCUUCCGUCACCGUGGACAAUUUUAUAAUUUACAGAUAUGGACUUAAACGCAACUAGUUGGAAAAGGGGACUAGACCCUACUAUACGACAGCCUCAGAGUGAUUCUGGAUAACAUGUGAAUCACCAACAUGGAAGAACAACAUCAACUGUUGUGGAUUAUUUGUGUGCUGCUGGUCUCGUCAACGUGUGCCGUCCACUACGUGGCACCGGAGGACUGCCGCUGGGAGCCUCUUAGUGUUGCUGGAAGCAGCGACGUGUCCCUGACAUGCAGUCUUAGGACACUCAAUGGUGCUUUCGACAAUACCAACUUCAGUGUCAUCCAGUCAGCCCACACCAUCAGUCUGACAGUAAAGUGUCAGGACAUUUUUUUUGAAAGUUCUCUUCUGAACAAUACCGUUUCACACCUCUCGGAGCUACAGAGCCUCAACAUAGAAUUUUGCAAGUUACGAGAGAUACCAACGUUAGCUUUCGCAGGCCUAUCACGGGUCGUAAACUUAACUUUACGAACUUACAAUAACCGGUGGGGGGAGUUUUCCCUGAAAGUGUUUCCAGACAGUUUCUCCCAUCUUGGCAGUCUACGAAGACUUGAUCUCAGUGUUAACAAUAUUGAUGUGUUACCAACAAAAGUAUUCUGUGGCUUACCAAAUUUGGAGUACGUCAACCUUACAGUAAAUCUCUUCGACGAAGUAUCUGAUCUAGCCUUACACCAAACCCACGCCACGUGCGAUACGGUUGUACAAGAGUUAGACGUCUCCCACAACAGAAUUAAAGUACUACCUAAUCGAGGGUUUAGUAGAUCCUUUAAACUGAAAGUUUUGUCUCUUAAGUUCAACCAGAUAGGGCGAGCUGAAGACAACGCUCUCGAAGGUCUCGACCAACUCCGUACACUAGUAUUAUCUCACAAUCAAUUGGUCGCCCUUCCGCCCAGCUUCUUUAAACACACAGAACAAUUAUCCGAAUUACAUUUACAGAACAACUCCAUUAGUGUAAUACCCCCGAGAUUGUUUAGUGGACUUCAGCAGCUUGUGACCCUUGAUUUGAGCUACAACAGGAUUUCCAGUCAGUGGAUUAAUUCUGACACAUUCGCGGACUUAAUUCGUCUAGUUGUGCUUGAUUUCAGCCAUAAUCAAAUAACCGAGAUAGGAACGGCAACAUUCCGUUCUCAGUACAGCCUUCAAGUGCUUCGACUCCAAUUUAAUAACAUUGGAAACAUAGCUGAAAACGCCUUUGCAUCGCUCUACAACUUACAUACCCUAAUCUUAAGUCACAAUCGUAUUAAUCAGAUAGAAUACCUGACUCUUAAUGGGCUAUUUGUAUUGAGUGUGCUAUCCUUCGACAAUAACAACAUCAACGUCAUCCAUCCAGAUUCUUUUAGGAACUGCACGAGUUUAGUAGAACUGUCACUCGGAAAUAACCGUCUGUCAAGUGUGCCUCUUGCUCUGCAAUCUCUCAAACAACUGAGAAGUCUGGAGCUCGGAGACAAUCGCAUCUCAGAGAUCCAUAAUGCUUCCUACCAGGGGCUCAAUCAACUGUACAGUUUGCGCCUGAUGGGAAACGAGAUUGGAAAUCUAACAAAUGGUGUUUUCCAGGACUUACCUUCGUUACGUAUUCUUGAUCUAUCCAGAAACAAAAUACAGGCACUGGAACAAGGGACACUAGACGAUGUCCCCGAUCUCCACGCCCUGAGACUUGAUUCUAACCUCCUCACAGACAUAAAUGGGUUAUUCAGUAAUCUCCACGACUUGCUUAUGCUAAAUGUUUCUGCUAACAAAAUAGCUUGGUUUGAUUAUGCCUUAAUUCCUAUUGGUUUACAAUGGCUAGAUAUUCAUGAAAAUGAAAUAGAAGAUUUAGGUAAUUAUUUUCAGUUGGAAUCAGCUCUAAAAUUGAGGACACUAGAUGCUUCCUCCAACUCAAUUCAUCAGCUUGAGGGCUCAUCCUUACCACAUGGAAUAGAAAUCAUGUACUUGGCUAAAAACAAAAUAAACAGCAUCAAGCCAUUCACUUUCCUUGGUAAAGCUAAUCUUACUAGAGUAGAUCUUCGAGGAAAUCAACUAAAAACUCUGGAAAUGAACUCAUUUCGACUCUCAGCUGUGAUUUCUAGGAAACCAUUGCCUGAAUUUUCAGUUUCUGGAAAUCCUUUCAUUUGUGACUGCAACAUGGAAUGGUUACAACGACUGAAGUCACUGGGUGAAUCUCGCCAAUAUCCCGACAUGGUCGAUGUCGAUAAGAUCGUUUGUCAACUGUCUACCAGACUACCAGCUUCUGUACCGCUCAUCAAAGCUAAUUCAUCACAGUUUCUCUGUCAAUACAGAAGUCACUGUUUCGCACUGUGUCACUGCUGUGACUUUGACGCUUGCGAUUGCGAAAUGGUGUGUCCCGAAAACUGUACAUGUUAUUACGAUCAGAGCUGGAGUACAAACAUUGUGGACUGCAGCUCCCUCCAUCUGAGUGUGGUACCUCCGAAAAUCCCCAUGGAUGUUACCGAACUUUACCUGGAUGGAAACGACUUUCCAAGUCUGUACAGUCACACUUUCAUCGGUCGAAAAAACAUGAAAAUACUUUUCCUCAAUAACUCCAACAUUCGCCUGAUUAGCAAUCGUACUUUUAACGGGCUUAGGGCUUUAAAAGAACUGAAUCUACAAAACAAUAAGAUAGGAAUUCUGCACGGUUUUGAGUUCGACAGACUUACACUGUUAGUAAAGUUGGAUCUCUCUUACAAUGUCCUGAAGACCAUCAGCAACACGACGUUUACAGCAAUGAAGUCCUUAGAAGUUCUCUACCUGGAACACAAUUUACUCGUGGAGUUCCCCGUUUUUGAUCCCAAUAUACAAUUACGUGUGUUACGGUUAGCUCAUAACCCAUGGUCGUGUGAAUGUGAGUUUCUCGAAACCUUUAGUCACUGGUUUCAAGAUGGGGUGGAUUUUGUAGAAGAUAUAACUGAAGUACAGUGCGUUUUUAACGAAAGUCUCACAGUCCAGCUAUUAGAUUUCAAUACUACUUCUUGUAACAACGUUACUGCUUCUAGUAGUUUUAUAAAAAAAGAUAGAGUACAAGAUAUUCUGUACAUCAUAAUCACAGCCGUGUCUCUGCUGGUGAUCCUAUUAAUUCUCGUAGCUUUAGUGUUAGUGUUCCGUAAGAGAAUGAGUCUGUGGUGUUACACAAAGUACGGUAUUCGAAUGUUCCACCGCUGUGACCAGGCGGAGAAAGAACAACUUUUUGAUGCUUUUGUGUCUUACAGUAAAAAGGACGAAACGUUCGUGACUCAGAUUUUGACGCCCGAAUUGGAGUACGGCAACCCAACGUACCGUCUGUGCCUUCAUUACCGCGACCUGCCCGUCGGCGGAUACAUGUCGGACGCCAUUACUGAGGCCAUGGAAAGCAGCCGUCGAACUAUUGUGAUACUGUCAGAAAAUUUCCUGAAGAGUGAGUGGUGCAGGUACGAGUUCAAGGCUGCCCAUCACGAAGUCCUCCGUUCCAACAAACACAGAUUGAUUGUUGUUUUUCUAGGAAAGGUGAUACAAAGAGACCUAGACCCCGAGAUUAGAUCGUGGAUAAAAAGCAACACAUUCCUUCGGUGGGGAGAAAAACUGUUUUGGGAGAAGUUGCGGUACGCCAUGCCAGACAUUCGCCAACGAACGUCCGAACGCCGCCGUCAAGACCACACAAGCAUAGCCGUACAUAUUUGACAUAACAAAUUUAGUGACGACGAACUUUUUAACAAUCUAAGUCAACAAGUGGUGAGUCCAUAUACGGCACUUAAUGAUUUAGUGUUUUUUUCCUUGUGUAGAAAGGGAUCAAAGUUGACGUGUAAAUACUUAGCCGUGUGUAUAGCAUGUUCAUUCAGAUUUAAAAUAAUUUAUAUGUUUGAAUUGCCAACCAUGAGCUGUGAUGCUUCUAUAUAAGCAGUCUUUACAAUCUGCUUUGGGAAGAGUCUAUAAGAAAGAAGUAUAUAUUUAUACAUUAGCAGUUCGGACAAAAUCUUGCUUUGGCAGCUCCCGCUAAAUGCAAUGGAACAUAGCGCAUUUUGGUUUGAUCAUUUUAAAGCUUAACUGCAAUGGUUAUCAAACAUACAACAUGUAAACUAGUCUUUUUUUUUUUCAUGUCAAGAUCUGUGAACAAUAGAAAAAUUCCUUAGGUUAGGUUUAAAGUCAAUAGUUUUACUAAGACAAACAAGGCAUACCGGACACUGAAAUAAGCCGAUUAAAUCAAUCAAAAUAAAAGCUUAGUAUAAGUUCAAUAUAAAAAAAAAAGGCGUUACGGGAUAAGUUUUAACGUUCUGAAGAGCGACUAUGUAUUAUAGCAAUAUUAAUAAACCAUUUUUUUUCUUUUCAAGACCUAGUUCUGUUUGAACUAACUUUAUAAAACGCUGCAGCGGGGGGAGGGGGGGAAAAGAGAGGACAAUUAUAUGUAUAUAUGUAUUCGUGAUUUUAUUUACGUAGGACUAAUAGAACAUUUUCCCCCACUCGUAUUAUUAUUGAUGCAGUUUAUACCUAAAAGAAUAAAAUAGAGGUUUCUAAAUCCCCGUCACAAAGUUCACGUGACGAGGGUAAGCCUUGAAGCAGAAAAGCUAGUAUUUUACUUAACCUGGAAGUCACCGUUUUUGCUUAACACAUUAGCGUAUGAUACAUUACAAUUCAGAACCAGCUUUAAAGAGAAAGUUGAACGUGACACAACAUCCGUUGUGAAACUUUAGAAAUAGGCUACUUAAAUGUGAUCAUUCACAGUAGUUAAAUGACAAGUAGAAAAUAGAUGACAUUUCUGCCCUCUGUUAAAUUUAUUCAAAAAUCUAACCCAAAUUAUGUGUGAUCACGUCGAACAGGGGGAGCAGUUCCCCCCUGUUUUCAUCGGAAGUAUCCUAACUACACACUGGCAUAUAUUUGUGUUGCUAUAGAUUGAAGUUACCAACAUGUACAUGUGAGCCUGAUAAAUAUUAACGAGGCAAACGUUAUUUCAUUUUUAAAAAUCGGAACAGUACUUAAUUAACCGGUUAGAAACGAAUGUUAUGAACGAGUUUUUUCAAAUGUAAACAAUUUUGUAUGUGCUCUUAAUAACUGCAUUAGAAAUAAAGACUGGCGAAUUGAA